GGAAGGAGGGAUCAGUACCGCGGACAGCUCCCCACGGAGCCCUUAUUAGCCCUGAAUCUGCGAAGCAGCGAGCACCACUUCGCUCCCCCAUCUCCGCUUUCUUCCCGGGACGAAAAAAAAUAAAAAAUAAAAAGAUUGCGCGGUAGGAAAUACGCCCAGAUCCAGACUGCUGCAUACAUCAUCUAGACGACGCGCAUCAAGCUUCCAAGUCGGUACUGCAAAGCAUAGAAUCUCUUUUUAUUGGAUCUCCAACCGUGGCCUUGUGGACUGUGGAUAUCCCCUGGCUGCUAAAGAGCAGAGAAAAGUUUCAGCGGGUAGGGGGACGAGGAGAGCAUUCCUUGUCUCCCCGCCCCAGAGAAGGCGAAUGUCUGGUUUUAGUAGCUGAACUGGUAGGAAUGAUGACGGAGAGAGGAUGUGCACCAGCAGCCAGAUCAUCGGGAGCCUCCUGCUGUUAUCCAUGCUGGAGAUAGGGCUGGGAGUCUCUAGCGUGGCCGUGGGGGCAGUCAGCUUCAGCUUCGUUUUUGCAGGUUCUGAGCGUUCAACUCAGCUGGGAGACUCUUCUCCGGUAUGGAGCGGGGUGUGUUUUUUGCUUUGUGGAGUAUGCGGAAUAUUCUGUGCCAAAAAAAAGUCAGGACUUAUUAUGAUACUUUUCUCUGCUUGCUGUAUCUGUGGGUUAAUUGGAGGAAUAUUAAACUUCCAGUUUCUUCGAGCUCUAACAAAGAAAUCCUCAGCUCUCUAUCCACUGUACCUUACCUCUAUGUCUCUAGCAUGCAUUGGAAUUGGUGGUUGUACCCUUUCUUCAUGGCUAACUUGCCGACUAGCCAGCUAUGAACAAAGAAGAAUGUUUUCAGAAAGAGAACAUUCAUUGCAUCACUCUCAUGAAAUGGCUGAAAAAAGAUUAAGGGGUAUUGAAAUAAUCGACCUGCCCAGCUGUCCAGUGAUACCCCCAACACCAGAAUUACCUCCAAGCAGACAGGUGUCUAUAUCACCACACCCUCACCUCAAUCAACAUUAUCUGGCACCUUAUCUGGAAAUCCCAGCUGAGUCCAAGGAAGUGACAGAUAACAUGUGUAAUGGAGGACCACAUCUAAUUUAUAAUGGAAGAGCAUACUGAAAUAUUUACAAUGUUUAAAGAACAACUAUGUUUAGGAUUUUCUUGAAGAAGAAAACUCAGAAGCCAACAGCUUAGAGACAAGGUCCUAAAACAUUAUGGCUCUAACUUGCAAUAAUUUCGCAACUUCAAAACAACAACAGCACAGUCACAUUUUCUUUCAGAGAUUUGCUUUGAUUCCCAUUAACUGAAGUUAUAUAAUUGCACAUUACUAUUUGUAAUGUUGGAAGAUAACUAUUUGUAAAAUUGGAAGAUAUUUGGAAGAUAAGUAUUAUCACAUUUGAUUUUUUUUCCUGAGUAAUUUUUAAUGGCUGUGAUAAUAUAUGAAACUUACUUUUCAGAUUUUACUGAUUUUUUUUAGGAAUUACUUUUUGAUUUGAUUUCACCACUAUAAAAAAAAAGAGGGUUUAAAUAUUGGAUUGCAAGCUAACAGGAAAAGAAUUUGGACAUGAAAAUGUUGUCUUUCCUAUGCAGAGUGUAAUGAAUGAAUUAUGAGAAUGCUAUUCUCCGCACCACUGUCUGUGUUUUGAAAAGUUUUGGGAAGUUUUAAGGAUACUAUGAGGUCAAACAAUAUUUUGCUGUAAAAAAUGUACAUUUUUCCAAUUUAUGGUAUAUUUCCUAAUUUGUUCAUAAAAGAUGUGAAAUAAAAUGAAACAUAGGAAUGGGAUUAUUUUUUUAAUCAUCCUAACAAUUUUUACAAUGAUCUACAAAUCCAAGUGAGAUACAAGGGAGCGUUAUAAUUCUCCACCAAAUUUAAGGCAAGUGUUCAGAAAACGUUCAGACCUUCUUUAUUUAACUACAGCUCAUAUAAUAUAUUCUUGUUGUUUUACCACAUUUGCAUCUUUUAGCAGAUGAAAGUUUGUUAUCAAUAUUAUGCAUUAGAAAUAAACAUAACAAUCUGUUAUUAUAUAAUAUUAAUAAUACUAAUACCCCAUUUCCCCAGAAAUAAGAUCUCCCUGCAUAAUAAGCCCAAU
This is a messenger RNA of Thamnophis sirtalis, 2085 nucleotides long. RefSeq names its product transmembrane protein 196 (gene TMEM196). Lineage: Eukaryota; Metazoa; Chordata; Lepidosauria; Squamata; Natricidae. The record is from RefSeq and is a predicted model, not a curated record.